Synchiropus splendidus (mandarinfish) is the source of this 4508-nucleotide messenger RNA. RefSeq names its product K(lysine) acetyltransferase 2B (gene kat2b). Gene Ontology annotation, cellular component: nucleus; histone acetyltransferase complex. The coding region runs from base 121 to 2571 and encodes 816 amino acids. The transcript is spliced from 17 exons. Gene Ontology annotation, biological process: chromatin remodeling; positive regulation of transcription by RNA polymerase II. The record is from RefSeq and is a predicted model, not a curated record. NCBI's taxonomy places the organism in Eukaryota, Metazoa, Chordata, Actinopteri, Syngnathiformes, Callionymidae. Gene Ontology annotation, molecular function: protein binding; histone H3 acetyltransferase activity.
CAGUGAGAAAUAGAAAAUAAUUAUGAGCGCCAUGUCUGCUCCUGCGCUUGUGGAAUAGAGCGGGGCACAAACGCGGAUAUUUCCCGGGCGGGAGUUCCCGUCGGGGUUCGUUAUUGAAUCAUGGCCGACAGCGCGGGGAUUCAACAAGGUUCCCCGGCUAUCGGCGCCGCGGGCCUCGUCCCGGCCGCUCCCGGAGCAGCGGGGACGGAAGGCUCCGGCGCUGCUGGAGGAUCCGCGAGAAUCGCUGUGAAGAAGGCACAACUCCGGUCCUCACCUCGGCCCAAGAAGCUGGAAAAGCUCGGAGUGUACUCAUCCUGCAAAGCAGAAGGAGCCUGCAAGUGUAACGGCUGGAAGAGUCAGAACCCCCCGCCAACGCCCCCAAGAACGGACCAGCAGUCUAACGCGGUUAACCUGCAAGAGCCCUGUCGGAGCUGCUCUCACACUUUAGGUGAUCAUGUGACCCACCUGGAAAACGUCUCCGAGGACGAAAUGAACAGACUUCUGGGCAUCGUGCUGGACGUGGAGUAUCUCUACACCUGUGUGCAUAAAGAGGAGGAUGCUGACACUAAACAGGUCUACUUUUCCCUCUUCAAACUGCUACGGAAAUCUAUUUUACAAAUGGGUAAGCCGACGUUAGAAGCACAGGAGAGUCCUCCUUUUGAAAAGCCCAGCAUUGAACAGGGAGUUAACAACUUCGUCCAGUACAAGUUCAGCCACCUUCCAUGCAAAGAGCGUCAAACCAUAAUGGAACUGGCCAAAAUGUUUCUCAAUCAAAUAAACUACUGGCAGCUGGAGACGCCGUCACAGAGACGCCAACGGGUGACCAACGAUGAUGCUGCGGGAUACAAAGCCAAUUACACACGAUGGCUGUGCUACUGCAACGUCCCUCAGUUCUGUGACAGUCUUCCCCGGUACGAAACGGCACAGAUCUUCGGCCGAACACUGUUGCGAUCCGUGUUCACUGUGAUGAGGAAGCAGCUGUUGGAGCAGGCCAGACAAGAGAAGGACAAACUCCCCCCAGAGAAACGUACACUCAUUCUCACACACUUCCCCAAGUUCCUGUCCAUGUUGGAGGAGGAAGUGUACAGCCACAAUUCACCAAUCUGGAGUCAUGAAUUUUUGGUAGCAGCUUCAGGGGGCCAGAUUCCGAUCCACACAGUGGUCCCAGGACUCCCCGUGACCAGACCUUUGCACUACAGCACCAGCCCUGCAUCAAUGGAACCAGCCAGCUGUGGCAGUGUCAGCCCUGCCAGGAAAGCAGCACCUGUACUUGAAACCAAUCCAGUGGGAGAGAAGCGUAAGCUAUCAGAACCUCUUUACCACGAAGAAAACAAGCGACCAAGAGUAGUUGGUGACAUCCCCAUGGAGCUUAUCACUGAAGUCAUGGCAACCAUCACUGACCCAGCUGCCAUUCCAGAGACCAGUCUGCUUACAGCACAUUCAGCACGCGACGAGGCAGCCAGGAUUGAGGAGCGGAGAGGAGUGAUUGAAUUCCACGUGAUCGGCAACUCUUUGAACCAGAAGCCCAACAAGAGGAUCCUGAUGUGGCUGGUUGGUCUCCAGAACGUCUUCUCCCAUCAGCUUCCCAGAAUGCCUAAGGAGUACAUCACACGGCUGGUCUUUGAUCCGAAACAUAAGACGCUGUCACUAAUCAAAGAUGGGCGUGUGAUCGGAGGGAUUUGCUUCCGGAUGUUUCCGUCUCAGGGCUUCACAGAAAUCGUUUUCUGUGCCGUCACCUCCAACGAACAGGUCAAGGGAUACGGGACUCAUUUGAUGAAUCACCUGAAAGAGUAUCACAUUAAGCACGAAAUCCUCAACUUCCUCACCUACGCUGAUGAGUAUGCCAUUGGAUACUUCAAAAAACAAGGCUUUUCAAAAGACAUUAAAGUUCCCAAAGCCAAAUAUGUGGGUUACAUUAAGGACUACGAAGGUGCGACACUAAUGGGCUGUGAACUGAACCCCAGCAUUCCCUACACUGAGUUCUCAGUCAUCAUCAAGAAGCAGAAGGAGAUUAUCAAAAAACUGAUCGAAAGGAAGCAGGCUCAGAUCAGAAAAGUCUACCCGGGGCUUUCCUGUUUUAAGGAAGGAGUGCGGCAGAUUCCCAUCGAGAGUAUUCCCGGCAUACGUAAGCAGCUUGUCAUCAAUAGCUUGUUCCGACGCGCUAUGUUUAUUUCACACGAUUCUCUUUCAUUUUCAGGUGAAACUGGCUGGAAGCCUCUAAGCAAGGGGAAGGAGUUAAGAGACCCAGAUCAACUGUAUAGUGCUUUGAAGACCAUCCUUCAGCACGUCAAGAGUCAUCCGAAUGCUUGGCCUUUUAUGGAACCUGUAAAGAAAACAGACGCACCUGGAUAUUACCAAGUCAUUCGCUUUCCAAUGGACCUCAAGACGAUGAGUGAGCGUCUGAAGAGCAGGUACUACACGACGCGCAAGCUGUUCAUGGCUGACAUGCAGCGAAUUUUCACCAACUGUCGUGAAUACAAUCCUCCUGAGAGUGAGUACUACAAGUGCGCCAACUUGCUGGAGAAGUUCUUCUACACAAAGAUCAAAGAAGCUGGGCUGAUAGAAAAGUAGCUUUCCUUAAAAAGGACUCGAUGGUCAAGUAUAAUGCAAGUAGCGUCCACAGCAAAAAGAGAAUGUGACUACUGAUACUGGAGCGAUGAGUUUUCAGAGAAGUCUUAAUGUGAUUGUUGAAGGCUGGUUUAGACUGAGGUUUAAACUCAAAAGGUAGGACACUACAAGUUUUGUCCAAAAUGAAAAGUACUCUUGAAUAUUAUGUUUGAAAAACGGAUGUUCUGGUCGAUGGCAACAUGUCAAAGGUUAGGUUUUAAGUCCCAUUUCAAGAUGAGACAUGUUACACAUGCGUAAAAAAAUAAACAGUUAGAUGAAUCUAUCCAGAAAUGUAAAGCAGCAAUGCUCUAAAUAACGGAACGUGAUGUAUUUUAUUUUCUUAGGAAAUUCCUGAAUUCCCUUCUGCACUAAAAAUUAAUGUCCUCGCGGUCCUAUGUGGUAUACACUAACACUGUGCACCAAUGUUACCCAAAGAUGAGGAAAUUCAGAGGUAUUUUCUGCUUUAGAAGCUAGUUUAUUAUCACUGUUCUCGAGCUGGUGGGUCACCCAAGCUGACAGUAUGGUCUGCAGGCCUUUAGUGCGAGAUGCACCGGCCAGUGACUGGGAUCUGUGCUCCUCCUUUCCUAGAGUUCUGAAUGCGUGUGGCAUCACUGCCGCAUCCUCCACUGAAAUAGAUCUAUAUUAUAGUCCAUAAAAAAAGUAUGUCCCUGUAGGGAGCGUGUAAAUAUGAACUUGAACAUGUAUACAAUACAGAUUUCAUAACAGAAGACUAAAAACAUUGGACAAUGACAAUGAAAGAUGUUGAAUGUGAAAGCUUCUUGCUGAAACAGCGAACUAUACCAGAUGUCGUCUCUCUCCUCUGUCACUGUAGCGGCAGCUUUGCUUUGCUUCCAGCAGCAAAAUCAACUGCGUGGAUGUGAACUUGCCAGGGAACCUUUGUUCAGUGUUAUCUGAAUUAAAAAAAAAUAACAUUAGAUCAUUUCAUUGCAAUUAAAACUGCUAGUUGGGCGUCUAUUGGAGUAGCAUCGGUAGCAAAGAUAGUUAUUUCUCUUACUGCAAUAGCAGCGGGUUUUCUAACACUUUUACGUUUACGCAGGUUUUGAACAAAUAAACCUUUAAUAAGGAGAACCCUAGUUUUUUAAAAAGUUGUGCUGAUGUGUUCACCCUCAUGUAUCUCCAAGCAAAUUAUUAUACGUAUUCAUGGAGAAGAGAAUCUCAGAUGAUUAUGAUACAAGAUUUCUUAAGGCAUAAGACACAGAAGAGGGGAAGAAGAGCACCGCGGUGCUUCUCUUCUCAUCCCAGCCACACUCUCUGUCAGCUGACUCAGGUACUGAUAAUCAUGAGCAGUCGGUGUGAAGUCAUUCUCACGACAGUGUUAACGUCAAGAAGUGACAGCAAAGAAUAAGUCGUCCAAUCAUUUCUGUGUAGGAAGGUCAAAGUUUCUUGAGUUCAUCCUGCCAAAAACAAACAAAAAAGAAAAAUGUACUUUAAAUUUGUACAGAUUUUAUCUAGUUCAAAGAAUUUAUACCUAUUAUAAACUGUAUUUUAAAUGUGUAUAAGCUGUAUUUUUGUUUCAGAAAUUGAAAAAAAAAAUAUUUUCCUUGAUAAGCCACAUAGGGUAGUUUUACAAUGCACUUUUAUUUUUAGUAUUGACUACCAUGAAUACAAGCAUUUUCUUUUCCCUAGAAUUUGUUCUGGCAUUGAAAUGACUGCUGUUGAAUGAGGACUAAAUUAAGUAUCUAAAGAUUAUUGUUAUUUAUGUGCUGUGAGUUACAAGAAAUAUGACUAAGACAAUGUCUUAAUUUAUUCUCUUACAUUUGACCUGCAGAUGGAGAUUGAUAACUUUAUACUUUGGAGAUGAAUUAAAAGAUUGUGCAAUACGAAGUAGUUUUGCCAUUUUGUAAAAAGCUGUUUGUACUUUUCAAACUUUAACAAAAUAA